Messenger RNA from Phialemonium atrogriseum, 1068 nucleotides. RefSeq lists its product as uncharacterized. Bases 1 to 1068 code for a protein of 355 amino acids. The record is from RefSeq and is a predicted model, not a curated record. Gene Ontology annotation, molecular function: alcohol dehydrogenase (NAD+) activity; zinc ion binding. Gene Ontology annotation, cellular component: cytoplasm. The transcript has 5 exons. NCBI's taxonomy places the organism in Eukaryota, Fungi, Ascomycota, Sordariomycetes, Cephalothecales, Cephalothecaceae.
AUGGCUGCUAUUCCAGCAAAGCAGACGGCAGUCUGGGUUGAUAAUCCCAGCAAAGAUGCCAAUAUCUACCUUAGAGACGACGUGCCAGUCCCGAUCCCAGGAGACGAUGACGUGCUCGUCAAGAUGGAGUGUAGCGGCCUUUGCCACUCGGACAUAUACAACAUGGCCGGCUCCCACCCGAUGGACGUCCACAUCCCCGGACACGAGGGAGUCGGCACCGUAGUCCAGCUCGGGAGACGAGUGGCGCAGACCGGCCUGCUGAGCCUGGGCCGGCGCGUGGGCAUCAAGUGGAUCCACGAGACGUGCGGAGCCUGCGAGAUCUGCGAGCGCGACGAGACCUCGUGUCCGGACCAGCAUAACUCGGGCCGCGACAGGCCCGGCACGCUUCAGCAGUUUGUCUGCGUCCCGGCUAGGCAUGCCUCGCCCAUCCCGGAUGGGAUCAGAAGUGAGAUGGCGGCGCCACUUCUCUGCGCCGGUUUGACUAUGUACUCGGCCAUCGGGAAAUCUCAGACGCGAAAAGGCGACUGGAUCGUCAUUCAGGGCGCGGGCGGGGGGUUGGGGCAUCUCGGUAUUCAGAUCGCGGCCCGACGAGGUCUAAGGGUCAUUGCAAUUGACGGAGAGGACAAACGGCAACUCUGUCAAACCAUGGGGGCAUCGGCAUUCUUCGAUUUUUGCGACCCGGAGCUGAAUGACAAGGUCCGUUCCCUUACGUCUUCGUUUGGUGCGCACGCGGUGGUGUGCUGCGCAGGGUCAGAGGCGGGCUAUAACCAGGCCAUCGAAUUGUUGAGAGGAGGGGGUACGCUGGUCUGUGUUGGACUGCCGUCCAAUAGGGGCUAUCAUCUGCCUAUUGGCCCCAUGGACAUGGUUGUUCGUGGGUUGACCAUCAUCGGCUCGGCAGUGGGCACAGAAGACGAGAUGCAGGAGCUGUUAGAACUGGCGAGGAAGGGAGAAGUGGUAGCCCAGGUAGACGUCUUGCCGCUGGCACGCUUCAAAGAGGCCAUCGAGGAAGUUAAGGCAUCCAAGACAGCCGGGAGGAUUGUCCUGCAGAUGCCUGGAUAUGAGGAAUAA